ACGACUGUGACAUGGCCGCCUCGCAGGAGACAAGGUGGGGCUAUGAAUGGAGAUCAGAUGCCAAAAUUCUAUGCCCUUAACCCUCGGACAGUGACACUAGAGCAAGAAGCUGUUUGGCACCUGUUGGCCAACAGCAUCGACAACACGAAGCGAAGACCAAAGCUCCGCUGGACGUUUCUGGCCUGGCCGAGCCCUGGAACCCCGCCCUUUGUGAGGUGGCCCGGGAGUGGGCGCUCCCGUCCUUCUGCCGGGGGAGGGGCAGGCAGAAGCCAGAGGACAGGGACCUGAAUAGGAGAUGGUUCUCGCCAUGCUGGGGGCUCUGCGUCCCAGGGCUGGGCUGAGCCUCUUCCUCCUCUACCUCCUCCUGGCAGCUGCACUCCUCCGCCCCCAGCCACUGAGGCCUCAGCGAUCUGUUCCUGAAGAAUUUUCAGCCCCUCUGGAACUCUCGCAGCCACUUUCCGGCCUAGUGGAUGACUAUGGGGUUCGACCCAAGCACCCCUGGCCACGAGGGCCUCGACCCCUCCUCUCCCAGGCCCAGCAGCGCAAGCGGGAUGGGCCAGACAUGGCCGAGUAUUACUAUGACGCGCACCUGUGACUGGCGCCCCUUAUAAAGCUGUUCUGUGCAGCCACGGCUUGGGCCUUCCUGACACGGACG
Lutra lutra (Eurasian river otter) is the source of this 655-nucleotide messenger RNA. It is a transcript of the gene FREY1, whose product is annotated as Frey regulator of sperm-oocyte fusion 1. The coding region runs from base 296 to 595 and encodes 99 amino acids. The record is from RefSeq and is a predicted model, not a curated record. NCBI's taxonomy places the organism in Eukaryota, Metazoa, Chordata, Mammalia, Carnivora, Mustelidae. The transcript is spliced from 3 exons.